Molecule: messenger RNA, 337 nt
Organism: Staurois parvus
Lineage: Eukaryota; Metazoa; Chordata; Amphibia; Anura; Ranidae
Source: the annotation of a GenBank genome assembly
CAACGAAAAGAGCCGAAGACAUUGGCUCGGUCAUGUGAUCAGCUGUGUCCAAUCACAGCUGAUCUCAUGGGACAUGUACACUGAUCAUUAGGGCACUGAAGAUCAGUGUGCCCUGAUGAUCAGUGUUGCCCCAGCAGUGCCACCUGUCAGUGCCCAUCAGUGCCACAUCAAUGCCACAUAUCAGUGCCUAUUUGAGCUGCCUUUCAGUGCCACCUAUCAGUGCCAGUCAUUGCCAUCCAUGAAUGCCUGUCAGUGCCACCUAUCAGACCUGUCAAUCCGUGCCACCUCUCAGUGCCAGUCAGUGCCACCUAUCAGUGUGCAUCAGUGCCGCCUAUCA